This is a messenger RNA of Dracunculus medinensis (Guinea worm), 384 nucleotides long. Lineage: Eukaryota; Metazoa; Nematoda; Chromadorea; Rhabditida; Dracunculidae. The record is from the annotation of a GenBank genome assembly.
AUGUCGGGUCGUGGUAAAGGUGGUAAAGCGAAGUCAUCAGCUAAAGCUAAAACUCGUUCAAGUCGUGCCGGUUUACAAUUCCCUGUUGGUCGGAUACACCGUCUUCUUCGAAAGGGCAAUUAUGCGGAACGUGUUGGUGCUGGGGCUCCAGUUUAUUUGGCUGCUGUAUUGGAAUAUUUAGCUGCUGAAGUACUCGAGCUGGCUGGUAAUGCUGCUCGUGAUAAUAAAAAAAGUCGCAUAAAUCCUCGUCAUCUUCAGCUUGCUGUACGAAACGAUGAAGAAUUGAAUAAAUUGCUUUCAGGUGUUACUAUCGCUCAGGGUGGCGUUUUGCCAAAUAUUCAUGCAGUGCUUUUGCCUAAGAAAGUAGCUGGUGAAAAAGAUUAG